AUGCAAUUAUUCGUCAAGACACUCACUGGUAAAACCAUCACAUUAGAAGUCGAGUCCAACGACUCGAUUGAAAAUGUCAAGAGCAAAAUCACAGAUACGGAAGGCAUUCCUGCGGAUCUACAACGAUUAAUCUACGCAGGAAAACAAUUAGAAGACGGAAGAACUCUCUCAGACUACAGUAUUCAAAAACAUUCUUCUCUUCAUUUGGAUCUUCGGUUGAGAGGUGGUAUGCAGUUAUUUGUCAAAACCUUGACAGGAAAGACAAUCACAUUGGAAGUCGAGUCUAAUGACUCGAUUGAGAACGUCAAGUCCAAGAUUUGUGAUAAGGAAGGCAUUCCAGCAGAUCAACAACGAUUAAUCUACGCAGGAAAACAACUGGAAGAUGGAAGAACCGUUUCUGAUUAUAACUUGCAAAAAGAUUCAACCAUUCAUCUCGUGUUGAGAUUACGUGGAGGAGCAUGA
This is a messenger RNA of Naegleria lovaniensis, 462 nucleotides long. RefSeq lists its product as uncharacterized. Gene Ontology annotation, cellular component: cytoplasm; nucleus. Gene Ontology annotation, biological process: modification-dependent protein catabolic process; protein ubiquitination. Lineage: Eukaryota; Heterolobosea; Eutetramitea; Acrasida; Naegleriidae. The transcript has a single exon. The record is from RefSeq and is a predicted model, not a curated record. Gene Ontology annotation, molecular function: protein tag activity; ubiquitin protein ligase binding. The coding region runs from base 1 to 462 and encodes 153 amino acids.